CCAAAUCCCUUGGCUACUCCUCCAUCCCAAAUCCUUCGCCUCCAGAAAGCUCCUUUUCAUUUGGUUUUUUCCUGAAUUUAUCGCGUGGCUCUGUGUUUUUCUGCCUGUUUCUCUCUUUUUUUCCCCCCUUCCAUGUUCCAGGGCUUUUGAACGCCAUCCUGUUUCUGGAGGAGUUUGAUGCUUUCUGUUGCUGAUUCCGGAAUUUUCUUUCCGUAACUACUUUUUCGGAGAAUUCGGCGAUGUGCGGAUCAAUCUUCGAUCAGUUGUUGGAUUUGGAUUCUGGAUUAGAGAUUUUGUUUGAUUUUUUCAGCCAUGUUUGAUUGGAACGACGAAGAGCUUGCAAAUAUAAUAUGGGGUGAGGCUGCUGAUAGUGAUGAUCAUAUUGUGCCUUAUCGGGAGGCUAGUGAGAAUUAUUAUGACAAGAAAGAAUGGCAUCAAGACACGGUAUGCACAAAACUUAUGGAGCAAAAGUCACCUGGGACUAAUGUUGAUGAUACCCAUGAAAGAAAGCUGGAAAGCAGUCCUGGCAAUGAAGAAGGAACCUCUGCCUCAAAUCUCGACAAUGAUCCAUUGGCUGACAUAUCCUUGUCCAAACCUUGCAGAAUUGACCAGGACUCUAAUGGUAAUGAAGUAUCUCAUGAAUUAACUGAAAAUAGCAAAUAUAAUUCACCAAGAUAUGCUGCGAUGAUCAAAGAUGCCCAAAGUUUUCAAAGAACUGAAGAAGGUAAAGGACAGGCUGAUUUUGUUGACUAUGGAUGGGCUAAUAUUGGAAGUUUUGAUGACCUAGAUAGAAUUUUCAGCAACGAUGACCCAGUAUUUGGCCAAGUAAGUCUCAGUGAUGCUGAUGAGAUGUGGUCUUCUUCUUUGAAAGAUUUGCACAACAGCCCGAUGAAAUUAUUCCCAACUGUGGAGUCGCAGAAUUUGGACUCAGGAGUGGACACUGAAAAGAAUCCAGAGUACUCGAAACAAAAUGAGCAAUUAUCUACUCUUGCCAGUGGGCGAAGUAGUGAUACUGGAUCACUUGGGUUGCAGACUGGAAGUGCAAUCUUAACAAAUGUAGGAGAUAGGACUGGAGCUCUUGCAAAGGAUCUGACGGAUCUGGAGAAAAUGGAAAAACCAUCUGCAGCCACACUUCACCAAAGACCUGAUAUUACCGCAACUGCCAAUGAGUUUUCAAAUAAGAUUGGUAGUCAGAAAAAAGUGUUGAAAUCUCGUAAAAGAUCGGAGGGGAGAAGUGUUGAGAAGAUGUUUCAAGAUUUUCAUGGAAACUGGCCUUCACCAACGAACCCAGCAGCUCAGUUUGAUAACAAAUCACCUCAGUACCAACGAAGCUCCAAUCCUUUGAUGCACCAGCCAUUAUAUCCGAUUGCUGCAAAUGCAUAUCCUGUUGUACCCUUGCUGUCCCAAAUUCAGCCGGGAGAUCUUCAGCCUCAGCCUUUUAUCAGUCAAGAUAUUUCCCCCAGUGGCGCAAAUCAUGUGGACAAACCAGCCGAUGGUUUUGUAAAGUCUCUUACCAUGACACCUCAAGAAAAAAUUGAAAAGCUUAGGAGAAGACAACAAAUGCAGGCAAUGCUUGCCAUUCAAAAACAACAGCAACAGUUCAAUAAUCAAGUCUCUACUACCAGUCAAUCCAUUUCUCCAAAAUGUCCCCAAGAAAUUCAGUCUCAGCACAUCAAAAAGACUGAUCUUGUUUCUGAAGAAAUAUACACUUUUCCUGCUCAAGAUCCGAAGUCACCUUUAGAGCAAGAUGAUUCCAGUACAGUCUCCACCAUGGUUGAUCGUUUUUCUAUGGAAGAUACAACUCUUUGCAGACUUCAAGAAAUUAUUUCUAAGCUGGAUUUCAAAAUCAGACUUUGUAUUCGGGACAGCUUGUUCCGGUUGGCCCAAAGUGCAAUGCAGAGACAUUAUGCUAACGACACAAGUAGUUCCAACAAAAGUACCAGAGAUGAAAAUGAAACCACUGCAAAAGGAGAAAUCAAUAGUCAUUGUAGAAUGGCUGGGGAGCCGGAUGCUGAAACAGAGACCAACUCCAUCGACAGAACUGUGGCUCAUCUUCUCUUCCAUAGACCCUUCGAGUUUUCACAAAACUAUCCUGAUGCACCCGAAUCGCCAAUUUCUGCGAAGUUUUCUUCCGAGCAGAAGGCAGGUUUGAAGAGCUCGCCAAUGGAAUUCUUGUCUUGCAAUGCGUUGGGUAAACAUCAUAUUUCCAUGGAUGGGUCUAGAAGUUCUUGGACGUCGGCAGAGAUGCAGCAGAUUAAAACUAGUCCUUGUAUGGACAUAUCAGAUAACACGUCCAAUACUGGACUGGUAGAUGAUGCAGUUCUGGAGUAUGAAGCCUCUCAGUGAGGAAAUGUGCACGUUAGGACUAUCAUACGGAUCAUACAAACCACUGUUAUGGGAGCUUCAAAACUUUGACUAACUCGUGGAUCCAGAAGUAUCAAAAUCAUGGAACAUAGAUCUCGAAGUAUUGAAAUCUCGAAGCACACAACAUGCUUCUUAUGUAUUCAGAAAAAAAUAAACUCUGAACAACGAUUUGGAGACCGACUUGUAUGUAACUUAACACGCACCAGCAAUAACUGGAUUGUGUUAUUUAUGUGAUGCUAUGUCUGUAGUGGUGUGAGCCUUUGGAUGUUUUAUUUUAGUCCGCUUGGAAGAUUGAAACAUAACAUGCAAUUUCCACGACUCAUAAAAUGUUAUUCCUAGUGAUUGAAUUGUAUUC
Cucurbita maxima (winter squash) is the source of this 2719-nucleotide messenger RNA. RefSeq names its product protein LNK2. Gene Ontology annotation, biological process: regulation of DNA-templated transcription; circadian rhythm. The record is from RefSeq and is a predicted model, not a curated record. The transcript is spliced from 9 exons. Lineage: Eukaryota; Viridiplantae; Streptophyta; Magnoliopsida; Cucurbitales; Cucurbitaceae. The coding region runs from base 313 to 2346 and encodes 677 amino acids.